Molecule: messenger RNA, 2687 nt
Organism: Salvia miltiorrhiza (redroot sage)
Lineage: Eukaryota; Viridiplantae; Streptophyta; Magnoliopsida; Lamiales; Lamiaceae
Exons: 2
Coding region: 29-2611 (860 amino acids)
Molecular function (GO): zinc ion binding
Source: RefSeq, a predicted model, not a curated record
UAAUACUACAUUUUAUGUGUUUUUAUAGAUGGAAUUCGUUAGAUACAUAUAUGUGAGAUACAACGGACUCGUCGAUGGUAUACACUAUGUUGGUGGGGCUACAGAGGUCCUUCCCCUCGUCAACGAAACUAUUGAGAGCCUGAUGUGCAGCGUCAACAAUAUUAUGAGGACGCAUUCGUUGAGCUCGAGCUACCAAUUGUAUUAUUUGGCGACCAAUCUAUUUGGUAGGGAGAUGAAAUGUGGCUUGGCCACAGACGAUGACGUGGAAGCCUUGUUGGCAACUGCCGACUAUCCCAUGGUGUACGUUGAGCACUACAACGGUCCGAUUGUAGAAGAAGCCUACAUCCCUACUUUUAAUUUUGCUGAACCUUCGGGACACGUAGAUGAAGCACAAUGCAGUCAGUAUGAGACGCCGUAUUAUCAUCAUACGUCGUUUCAUGGUGUCCAGAGCUCGCCUCCACGACAAUAUUUUACAUGGGAUGGACAACCGCUAGACGAAUCUGCAUGGAAUCAAACCGAAAGGCUUAAUGAAGUAUGUGGGAGAUUGAACGAUGUGCGGACAGAUGAUGAACCUGAGCACGAAGCUGAAGGCUCGGUUGCAUCAGGAGACGAUGAUGAUUCUGAUGACGAAGAAUUUGACCCUGCGCUCGAGGUGGGCACUGCUUCUGAUGCCUCUGAGGAUUUAUUAGACGACGAUCUAAUUGAUUUCACGGAGACCGAGCGAGCAGGUUGGAUCCGACAAAGUACAACACGUGACGGAGAUCCGACAGCCGAGACCGGUGAUCUAACUAAUUGGUUAGUUCCCUUGAUUCCAGUGGACGCCUCGGCUUCGCUGGUUGCUCGCGAGAGUGACCCUUCUAGAGUUGAUGAUCUGCAGAAGAAUUCUUUUUACAACAGCAAAGACGACCUGAUCAUUGCUGUUGGUUUGUGGAACAUGAAGCGAGGCACUGAGACAAAAGUUGUCCGCUCAGAUCCGGGACGAGUCUAUUUCUCGUGCAAGCACUCUGACAACUGCAAUUUCGAUCUUCGUGCGUCUGUUCACGGCCGAGGGAUGUGGAGAGUGCAUAAGUUGAAAGAGCAUUCAUGCGAAGGGGACUUGCGCACAGCUAAAAAAAUCAAGGCGCACUCGAAGGUGGUGGCAGCGUUUGUGGCAAACAGAAUACGCGAUGAUGGAGAGGUCAUUAAGCCGAAAUCCAUCAUGGCUGAGUUAGUACGCGAUUUCGGCAUCAAAAUCAAAUAUGAUGUCGCGCUGCGUGCAAGAAAUCUCGGGAUGGAUAUGAUAUACGGUCGAGUUGAUGAUUCGUUCCUCCUGCUCCCAAGAUAUCUGUAUGCCCUGAAGGAAGCGAAUCCUGGCACCUUAUAUGAUUUGGACGUAGAUGUAGACUGCCGGUUCAAACAUUUGUUUGUUGCUCUGUGGGCUUCCAUCUCACCUUUCUACUUUCACCUUCGACCAGUGAUUGUGGUUGACGGCACACACCUGAAGGGCAAAAAUAGUGGCAUUUUGUUUGUCGCCGUGACAAAAGACGGAAACGAGGCAGUUUUUCCCUUGGCGAUCGGUGUCGGUCCGAUCGAGAAUGAUGAGUCGUGGAAGUGGUUUAUGUCACAUCUGAGAGGUGCUUGCGGCGAGCCCGAUAACUUACUUAUUGUAUCUGAUGCGCAUGUCUCCAUCGCUAAUGCUGUGAAGAGCGAGUUUCCAAAUGCUACUCACGGUAUUUGCUACUACCACUUGUUGAACAAGAUGAAGGGUUACGGGCCCGGUGUUGCUGAGCUUUUCCGCCAGGCUGCAUACGCCUACGAGCAAUCAGAUUACACGCGUGCAAUGUCAGCCAUGGCUGCUCUGAAGCCAAAGGCGUACGAGAAGUUGUUGCGCGUAGGCCCGGAGAAGUGGGCACGAUCACAAUGUCCUGUGUCCCGUUACAGUUUCCUUACAUCCAAUGCCACCGAGAGUUUUAAUGCACGUUUGCUGUGGGCCAGGCGUCUUCCAAUCUGCUCGAUGUUGGAGGCAGUCAGAUUAGUUGUCGAGCAGUGGUUCAACGACAGGCUUGCGGCCGCACAAGAGAGCGAUGAAAAUCUGACUCCGGAGGCAAAACAGAAGCUCAGUGCAGAACUUGUAAAAAGUCGUCGUUACACAGCCAAGAGGACCACCGAGAGAAAAUACAGGGUUCGUGCUAGUGGUCGCCAUUAUAUGGUUGACCUUCAAAAGCAGAGCUGUGAAUGCAACGAAUUCAACGAGGACCAGAUGCCGUGUUCUCAUGCGAUUGCAGCCAUUACUGAGGCGAACGAGUCAGUGGAGGAUUACGUGCACUCUUACUACUGGAACAGUUCACUAGUUGACACAUACUCUGGUGACGUUAACCACUUGCCUCCCAUAGAGAAUUGGAAUAUUCCUUUCCGAAUUGCAUCUCAGCUUGUUUUACCAAAUCUCUCUCGGCGACAAGCUGGUCGUCCAAAGGAAACUCGAGUUCGAUCCGCAGGUGAAAGGCCGACUCAAAACACAUCAACAGCGGAGGCAUCAACUAGUAGCAAGAAACGAGCACCCAAAACGUGUGGUCUCUGUGGCGGGUCUGGUCACACACGUCGAUCGUGCAAGGGUACGGCCACCGAUGCGUAGUCGUAUUUAUGACAUUAAGUUCAUUUAGAGUUCCCUAAUUUAUUUUUCUGUUUUAUUUAAGUUCAUUUAGAGUUCC